Messenger RNA from Papilio machaon (common yellow swallowtail), 234 nucleotides. RefSeq lists its product as uncharacterized. The coding region runs from base 1 to 234 and encodes 77 amino acids. The record is from RefSeq and is a predicted model, not a curated record. NCBI's taxonomy places the organism in Eukaryota, Metazoa, Arthropoda, Insecta, Lepidoptera, Papilionidae. The transcript has 2 exons.
AUGCAGUCCCCACUGGUUAUGUUGGCAGUUUUUAUGCUGACUUUGUGCGUCAUCAGCUCAAAUGCCUCCACACCUGAUGACGUAUCCCAGGAUGUGGAUGCAACAACACUUGGAGACGAUGGUGGUAAACAAGGUGCUGGCUCCUUCAACAUACUCGAAUUCUUCGAACAAAUCAAAACUAAAACGGAUAUCGCGAAAAUAUUUGGCUCGAUUUUUGUGAAGACCAAAGAAUGA